Aspergillus glaucus CBS 516.65 is the source of this 1170-nucleotide messenger RNA. RefSeq lists its product as uncharacterized. Lineage: Eukaryota; Fungi; Ascomycota; Eurotiomycetes; Eurotiales; Aspergillaceae. The record is from RefSeq and is a predicted model, not a curated record. The transcript has a single exon. Gene Ontology annotation, molecular function: NAD+ binding; histone deacetylase activity, NAD-dependent. The coding region runs from base 47 to 1051 and encodes 334 amino acids.
UCAGAUAUCUCAAGCUGGCUACUUUUCAACCCAUCCAACAUCCAAGAUGUCUUCUAAUCCCCCAUCCCAAAGCAACCUCUCCAUCAUCGCCACCCUCCUAAAAGCCACCCCACCCCCCAAAAUCGUCGCCCUUGUCGGCGCUGGCAUCUCAACAGCAGCCAACGUCCCCGACUUCCGCUCCGCACAAACAGGCCUCUACGCCAAACUCGCCCCGCUCAAACUCCCCUACCCCGAAGCAAUCUUCGACAUCAACUUCUUCAAACACACCCCCGAGCCAUUCUACGCGAUUGCCCGUGCCCGCAAACCCCGCAAUCUGCGUCCGACGCUCACGCAUGCGUUCCUUGCCCUUCUAGCGAAGAAGGGCCUGCUUCAUUUCAUAUUUACGCAGAAUAUCGAUGGAUUGGAAGAAGACGCUGGUGUUCCGGCGAGCCAUGUCUUGCCUGCGCAUGGGAAUUGGAAGUCGCAGCGGUGUUAUCGGUGUAAGAGGGGGUAUCCGGAUGAGUUGAUGGAGAAGGCGAUUGAGACGGGUGAGGUACCGUAUUGUCUUAAUGAGGGGUGUGUGGGGGUGGUUAAGCCGGAUGUGGUGUUUUUUGGGCAGGAUUUGCCUAGAGAGUUUGAGGAGAAGGAGAGAACGAAGUUGGCUGAGGCGGAUGUUAUGCUUGUGCUUGGGACUUCUUUGAAGGUUGCGCCUUGUUCAAGGUUACCGAGGGGUGUGAGGGAGGGUGUGCCGAGGGUUUUGAUUAAUCUGGAGCCUGUCGGGGAUGUUGGAAAUAGAGAUGGGGACGUCGUUGCUUUGGGACAGUGUGAUGAAGUGAUUAGGACGUUGAGUGAGGAGCUGGGGUGGGCAGAGGAGUUGGAUGGUUUGUGGAAAGAAGCUGUUACAGCUAAGGCGCACUGUGAAAAUGAUCAGGGAGAGCAGUCAAGCUUGGAUGAGUUGAUUGCAAGGUGUGCUGAGAAGAUCGGGCCAAAGCCUGUGACUGAUGGUCAUCGGCGGAUGCUAGAGGAGCAUCUUGGUGCUAAGUUUGCGGGAAUCUUACCUGGUAAGGUUUGAGAUGGAAGUGGACAAGCGAAAGUCCCAUCUGAAUAUUUCUGACAUUGCAUAUCUCUAUACACUCGAUGCAAGAGCCAGGAAUAUGUUAUCCCCAACACACGUGAUAUUCCACGCCCUAG